Oryza brachyantha (malo sina) is the source of this 1599-nucleotide messenger RNA. RefSeq names its product myb family transcription factor EFM-like. Lineage: Eukaryota; Viridiplantae; Streptophyta; Magnoliopsida; Poales; Poaceae. Bases 236 to 1294 code for a protein of 352 amino acids. The transcript is spliced from 5 exons. The record is from RefSeq and is a predicted model, not a curated record. Gene Ontology annotation, biological process: regulation of DNA-templated transcription. Gene Ontology annotation, molecular function: DNA-binding transcription factor activity; DNA binding.
UCUUCUCUUCUUCCUCCUCAUCUUCUUCUUCCAUUUCCUGCUCCCUCUAUAUAUACCCGCCUCCUUCCCUGCCCUCCUUCCCUUCCCAUCAAUCCAUCCAUCAACAACAAGCACUUCCUCUUCUCAGACGCACACAAGAACGAACACAGGAAGCAUCUUCUCGCAUAGAUUGAGGCGGCGGCGGAGGAGGAGGAGAAGCAGCAGCACCUUGAGCGGCGGCGGCGGUGUAUGCGCGAUGGGGCUCGAAGUUGGGGAGAUCGGCGUCGGCGCGGAUUUGAGCCUGGAUCUCAAGAUGUUCGCGGCCAAGAGCGUCGGCCGCGCGAGGGACUCGCCGGCGUCGGCCAUGGGCGACUGUAUCAAGAGGCUCGAGGAGGAGAUGGGCAAGAUUGAGGUCUUCCGCCGCGAGCUCCCGCUCUGCGUCCGCCUCCUCGCCGACGUGAUUGAUGUGAUGAAGGAGGAGGUGGGGAAGAAGGGUGGUGAUCGCGAGGAGGAGGAGGAGGACGCCGGCGACAAGAGCAACUGGAUGAGCACCGCGCAGCUCUGGUCAGGGAAUUCCGGCCGGGACGCCGCGGAUCCAGAGAAGCAAGACAAGGGGAGGAUCUCGUCGGAGGCGAGGUCCGACGGCGGCGGCGCUUUCGUGCCCUUCAAGGCCGUGGGCUCCGGCGCGCCGGCUUUCACGCGGCCGAAGCCGAGCUUGAUCAGGAAGGAGGACAUGGCCUACGACGUGAGGAUGCCGGAUCUGUCGCUGCUCUCGCCGCCUGCCGCGCCCGCCGACGAAAGCCGCCGUCAGGUCGUCGGGUUCGCCCAGGCAGCGGCGAGGGCCGCCGCCAUGGCGGCAUCCAGCCCCGCGCUGAGCCUCCAGGCACAGUCACAUUCGGCGGCACAGCAGCAGCAGCAGGCGAGGAAGGCGAGGCGGUGCUGGUCGCCGGAGCUCCACCGCAAGUUCGUCUCUGCCUUGCAGCAACUCGGUGGCCCUCAAGUUGCCACUCCAAAGCAAAUCCGGGAGCUGAUGAAGGUGGAUGGCCUGACAAAUGACGAAGUGAAAAGCCAUCUUCAGAAGUACCGUCUGCACAACCGGAGAGUACCAAGCUCAACAAUUGUGAACCAACCGAUUGUGCUCAUGGGAGGGCUCUGCUACAUUCCCCAAGAGCAAAGCAGCUCCCAGUCUGGAUCUCCUGAGGGGCCUCUCCAUUUCUCAGGCUCAGGCACAGCCGGUGGCGGCGGCGGCUCAUCGGUGGCGACCGUCAGCGGCGAGGAGGAAGAUGGCAGGUCUGAGAGCUAUGGCUGGAAAUGAUCAAGGUGUUGCUGCAUCAGAAAUUCAGAGCUUUGGUGGUAGAUUGCGGCGCGGCGGCGAUGAACAAUAACAUCAUAUCUUUUUUUUCAGUGAGCCUUUGAGAGGAGGAGAAACUGUAGUAUAGAUGGUUGUAUACAGGGAGAUCGAGCCUUGAGUGCUUGAGAUGAAACUGAUCGUGAGUUUGUCAUGUACAUCGAAAGAGAUGUGGUACCUAGUUACAAUUUUGCGGCUUGUUUUGCCGGUAAAGGAUUCGGGCAGUGCUACAGUUUUCGCCCUGAGAAUUUACCCAUGCCCAUUCCCAUCUU